Messenger RNA from Ziziphus jujuba (common jujube), 1841 nucleotides. Its product is annotated as beta-glucosidase 11. Bases 182 to 1711 code for a protein of 509 amino acids. Lineage: Eukaryota; Viridiplantae; Streptophyta; Magnoliopsida; Rosales; Rhamnaceae. The record is from RefSeq and is a predicted model, not a curated record. Gene Ontology annotation, molecular function: beta-glucosidase activity. The transcript is spliced from 13 exons. Gene Ontology annotation, biological process: carbohydrate metabolic process.
UUAAUGACUUGAAAAAAAAAUUUCAGCUUAAAAAAAAAAAAAAAAAAAUUGAAAUAAUAAUAAGAAUAGUAAUAAUAAAGUAGUAUGGAGAUUUACUAGAUGUAACUAGACAUUAAUAGUAAAGAAAAGAUACUCUUACGCGGACUCUCUAGGUCCAGAAUCAUCGUCUGCUCCAACCAAGAUGUGGAACCUCUCAUUGUUGCAAAUUCUUGUAAUAACCUUAUUAGCAGCAAUUGGAGUUUGUAAUGGUACUAACAAAUAUAGCAGGGAUGACUUUCCUCCCACCUUUGUCUUUGGCUCGGGAACCUCAGCUUAUCAGGUGGAAGGAGCAGCAAACGAAGAUGGCAGAACACCAAGCAUUUGGGACACCUUUGCUCAUGCUGGGUAUGCACGUGGAGCUACAGGAGAUGUAGCUUGUGAUCAAUAUCAUAAAUAUAAGGAAGAUGUACAACUCAUGGCGGAUAUAGGCCUUGAGGCCUAUAGAUUUUCCAUUUCAUGGUCAAGACUCAUCCCAAAUGGCAGAGGACCUGUCAACCCAGAAGGCUUACGGUACUACAACAAUCUUAUUAAUGAACUGGUCGACCAUGGAAUCCAACCACAUGUUGCAUUAUUCAAUUAUGAUCUUCCACAGGCACUUGAAGAUGAGUAUGGAGGGUGGAUUAGUCGAAAAGUUGUGAAAGACUUCAUUGUUUAUGCGGAUGUGUGCUUCAGAGAGUUUGGGGAUAGAGUGCAGUAUUGGAGUACAGUAAAUGAGCCUAAUGUACUUGCUCAGGGAGGUUAUGAUACAGGAAUUGUGCCACCACAACGAUGUUCUCCUCCAUUUGGAAGGCUUAACUGCACAAGAGGCAAUUCCACAACCGAGCCAUACAUAGCAGUUCAUCAUAUCUUGUUGGCUCAUGCAUCAACUGUAAGGUUGUAUAGGAAAAAAUAUCAGGAAAAGCAACAUGGAUUUAUCGGGCUAUGCAUCUAUGCCCUUUGGUAUAAGCCCUUCACAGACUCUAAGGAAGACAUCAUUGCAACUCGACGAGCCUACGAUUUCCUUUAUGGCUGGGUUCUUGAUCCUCUGGUGUUUGGAGAUUAUCCCCAGAUAAUGAAGGAAAAUGCAGGUUCAAGAAUUCCAGCGUUCACAAAAGCCGAGUCUAAAAUUGUUAAGGGUUCAUUUGACUUCAUAGGAAUUAUACAUUACCUCACUGCGUCUAUCAAAGACAACUCUCGCAGCUUGGCUGAAGAACAUAGAGAUUACACUGCAGACGCAGCAGUGACAAUAGCUGGGAAUUUUAGUUUGACAGACUUUGAGAUUCCUAUUACUCCAUGGGCUCUGGAAGGAGUGCUGGAUUAUUUGAAACAAGUUUAUGGAAAUCCACCAGUGUAUAUUUACGAGAAUGGUCAGCGAAACCAACGCAAUUCAUCGUUAGAGGACACACCGAGGGUGGAAUAUAUGAAAGCGUAUAUAGGUGGUUUGUUGAAUGCUUUGAGGAAUGGAUCAAACACAAGAGGGUAUUUCACAUGGUCUUUCUUGGACGUGUUUGAGUUAUUGGAUGGGUAUGAAUCCGGGUAUGGGUUAUACUAUGUUGAUUUGGACGAUCCAAACUUGAAAAGAUACCCCAAGCUCUCGUCCCACUGGUAUUCUAACUUCUUAAAGGGCAAAAGCGCUGGUUCAGAAGGACUUAAUGAAUUUGAUAGGAAUCCAGAAACAGUCUCCUUUGAUUAAGUUGAAUUUAAUAUAAAAACAGAGUGACUAUGGAAACAAGAAUUCAGAGCUAGUCACCUAAUUAUGAACAAUAAUAAUGAUAGUGGUGAUGUUAAUUUUGUUUAUUUAUAUGGUGAUUAGUGAUUUCAAA